Phanerochaete carnosa HHB-10118-sp is the source of this 703-nucleotide messenger RNA. RefSeq lists its product as uncharacterized. The coding region runs from base 221 to 442 and encodes 73 amino acids. Gene Ontology annotation, cellular component: mitochondrial intermembrane space. Lineage: Eukaryota; Fungi; Basidiomycota; Agaricomycetes; Polyporales; Phanerochaetaceae. The transcript has a single exon. The record is from RefSeq and is a predicted model, not a curated record.
GGGAGUUUUAGGGCGGAGCUUGAUCGCAUUCCGUCACCCCUCCGACCGCAACACCACCAGCCCGCCGCAGGAGAACGCAGAAAAUCCUUAUGCCUCCGAAGGCGAGUACAGUGAAGUGGCUGCACGGCUGAUUGGCUUACCGACGCGUAGGGUUCGAAGGAGCCUGCUUGCCAAACUCAAGGUGAGACGGUCUCACUUGAAGCAAGCUGUUGCAAUUGUGAUGUCUCUGAUACUACUAUACUUUUCAGCAUGCGCUUUGCAAUCUUGCUUGAACAAACAUACGUAUACCCCAGAGAAGUGCAGUACACACAUGCGCGACCUAUACCAGUGCUGUGCCGAAUUUUAUGAGUCUACCGGCGACAAAGGCGAGUCAACGGCAUGCCCCAUGCCAAACGUUACCCGUCGGUGGCUUAAGUCCCAUCCUCCAGAUGCCGUAAAGUAAAUGUGAGGCAUUCGCCUCUUGAACUCGGACAUCUUGCUCAUCAGCCCAUAGGGAUCGACGUAGCUAAGUUCAAAUAUAACCAUGUAGCGAUUCAAGCGUGCAGGAACAUAUGGCCACAUCGGGUCUGAGCGAGGCUCGUUACGGGUGACAACUUGCCAGGACGGUGUGAAUCGUUCCGUCCCAAGACACGUACUUUACGAUGUCCUGCGAGUGUGCUGACCAAGUCGGAGAUAGUAUGUGACCAAAACAUGGUCAACUGAG